AUGGCGACAAUUGCUUUACCAAGACCCAUUCCCGCAGGUCACUCGAGAUCUUCUUCACCACCUCACUCGCACCCUUUAACUCCCACGCUAAGCCUGGAUUCCCUCAAUUCAUCGUCGGCCUUCCCAAUCCCCAUUCCCAAUAAACAUCUACCAGUAUGCCCGCCAGGUCCCACUCCAUCUGAGAAACCAGACACCCCUCCCAACUCCCCGCCAACCAAAGAACUUUCUUUGUCCCCACGAUCAAUCCUAUAUCCGCCAGUCAAUUAUAACUCACGAUAUAUUGAUUCUUCCAUAAUAUAUGAGAUUGACGCCGGUGGGGUCGCUACGGCGUUGGAACAUUUAGCAAGCCAACCUCUCCCUGAUCCUUCCCAAGUCUUUCCAUGGUUUCAUGGCCUGCAUCCCUCCAAUCAUAUCCAACAAGCUUUCUUUAUAGCACGGCGGCGAACCUUGCGCAGAACACCAAAAUGCAUUCGAGGUAUCACAAUUGUCAAGGCCGAUGGCGAUUUGACUUCUUCAAGACUGAAAGGUGCCAUUGCUCCUGAUGAGUUCUUGAAGUUUGGAAUCACGACAGAAUUCCAAGAAGUCGACCCACAAGAAGGCUUUUCGGUCCGCAACUUUCAAAUACAAGCCGCAAAAUCUGCCAUGGUAUCAGACAUUAUUGUUUACGGAGAGGAUUCUCGUAAUGUCGAGAGACUGGCGAGGGAAAUUGCUGCUGCACAACAAGCUGUACGGGAGACGCAUUUCAAUCAAGGACAUGAAAUAUCUCAAUACAAUACAUUUACAUGUACCAGUGCGUUUAGUGAAUUCGAGGAAAAAUAUCCACAAAUUGUUUCGGUGGAUUCUCGGGCUAGGUGGACUGGGGAAGUCAUGGAUUUCUUUCAUCAAGAGAGAGUGGAGAUGUGUGCCAUGACCAAAGCUUCGGAAAUUGAUCAUAAUGUUUGGUUGGGCCCAACCCCAGAUGGAUACUCGGAAACUCGCCAAGCGUCUUCGGGAGGAGAAUUCGAUAUUCUCAUCGAAUGCAAUGAUCUAGGUCACAUCAAUCCUCGAGAAUUAAAAGACAUUGCAGAAGGGAGGUCAAGUAAACGACAAUUAGGAUUUCCAUCUUCCGGAAUGAUUCAACCACCAUCCUGGGAACAUGAACAAGCCGAUGGGAUUCUCGAAACUUGUAAAUGGAUAUACAAUCUUUCUCACGGGAUUUUGCCUGAAGAUGAAGAUGGUGAUAUUGAUUUGAUCACCAAGACAAAGGAAAGAAAGAUCUUGAUUCAUUGUACUGAUGGCUACACCGAAUCUACUCUCCUCGGUCUUGCCUAUUUCACUUAUGCUACAGGUCUCUCUAUCCCUAAAGCCUGGCUUGAAUUGCAUAUUGCAAAGAAGCGCAACUUCUUUGCAUACCCGCAAGAUGUCAGUCUCCUUACAACAAUUGCACCUCGCCUCCUUUUUGAAUCGCCUGUUCAUCGAAAAUCAAGCUUGUUAGAUAUUACCGAUCUUGCCAAAGAGGAACCGGAGUGGAUAAAGUGUAUGGAUGGAAGUCUACCUUCUCGCGUUACUGACUAUAUGUACCUCGGGAAUCUCGGGCAUGCUAAUAAUCCGGAUCUUCUACGACGUCUUGGCAUCAAGCAGAUUUUGAGUGUGGGCGAAACUGCUACAUGGAAGGAUGGCGAAAUGAAUAAAUGGGGAAAGGAUAAUGUGAUGGUUAUCCAACGGGUGCAGGACAAUGGAGUAGACCCGUUGACCGAUGAGUUCGGACGAUGUUUAGAUUUUAUCGAAAGAGGUAAACUAAACAAUACAGCAACGUUGGUUCAUUGCCGUGUCGGCGUUUCUCGAAGCGCAACUAUUUGCAUAGCCGAAGUCAUGCGUACAAUGCAUCUUUCAUUUCCGCGUGCUUAUUGCUUUGUCAGAGCCAGAAGAUUAAAUGUUAUCAUCCAGCCACAUUUGAGAUUUAGUUAUGAACUCUUGAAAUGGGAAGAGAAACUCAAGAUGUCAGGAGGCAAGUUUGGGGGAAAGUGGAAAGGCAGGGAGUUGGAAUGGGCGGAUAUUGCGAGAGAAAUUGCAGAGAUGAAUAGACCGUACAGCGCUGGUAGAUGA
Molecule: messenger RNA, 2085 nt
Organism: Botrytis byssoidea
Lineage: Eukaryota; Fungi; Ascomycota; Leotiomycetes; Helotiales; Sclerotiniaceae
Exons: 2
Coding region: 1-2085 (694 amino acids)
Biological process (GO): protein dephosphorylation; nuclear DNA replication
Molecular function (GO): protein tyrosine/serine/threonine phosphatase activity
Source: RefSeq, a predicted model, not a curated record